GGGAUGAGACAUUCAGUAGCUGCAGAGAGACAGCAGCAGGGCGGACGUUAAAGAGCGCUAUUCUAAAUGGCAAGACGAUAGAAAUAACAAACACUUGUAGUGCGAUCCACUGAUACGGAAUUUAUUUGUGUGCUUUCAGAUUUGAGCAUUUCUGCGUUAGGCCUAUAGUCUAGUUUUUCUAGCAUACAAUGGCGAUACAAACCCGGAAAAGACGGUGGUUAGGUGGAUGGGCAUUUCCUUAUUUUGCUCUUCUUUUUCUUCAUUUGAAAGGAAUCUCCGGACAGAUACGAUACUCCAUUCAAGAGGAAUUGAAAGUCGGAACGGCAGUUGGGAAUAUAGCUAAAGACCUGGGAUUCGACACGUCGAGACUAGCGGACCGGAAUCUUCGCAUUGUGUCUGGAACAAAGCACGAGCUCUUCCAGGUUAACCAGAGAAAUGGUGCUUUGUUAGUGAACCACAGAGUAGACAGAGAGGAACUGUGCGUAAAAAACACGCCGUGUUUCAUCAACCUAAAAGCAGUGAUAGAAAAUCCGCUAGAAAUGCACCAAGUGACAGUAGAGAUAAUAGAUGUAAAUGACAAUUCCCCUAAAUUCCCUGAGGAAACAUAUAAUUUGGAAAUACUAGAGUCGGCAUUGGCAGGGACACGCUUCCAAGUGGAGGGAGCACACGACUCAGAUGUAGGCUUAAAUGCUUUGCAGUCUUACACCUUAAGCCACAACCAGUAUUUUCGUGUGGAAACAGAAGAAUUUGGUGAAGACGGUAAAAUCCCAUUUCUAGUAUUACAAAAACCAUUGGAUAGGGAGCUUAUUUCUCAACACACGUUGCUGUUAACAGCGUUAGAUGGGGGCAAGCCACCCAAAACAGGAGCCCUUAAUAUCACAGUUAUUGUGUCUGAUAUAAAUGACAAUGCACCCGUGUGUGACAAGCAGAAAUACACAGUAACCGUAAAGGAAAGUGCACCUGCGGGGACAUUUUUAAUUCGAUUGAAUGCCUCUGAUACGGACGAGGGUCUAAAUGGCGAGGUCAAGUAUUCUUUGCGAGGCAAAUUUAGAGCUAUGGGUGCUGAGCCCUUUGAGUUGGACAGUAAAACAGGAGAGCUAAAAGUGAAGGGAGGCCUUGAUUUCGAGGAGAAGCAAGUGUAUGAGAUGAAGAUACUGGCAGCGGAUACAGGAGCGGUGUCUCUCUCCACACACUGCAACGUGCUCGUCAGAGUUGAAGACGUGAACGACAACAGGCCCGAGAUUGACGUCACCUCUCUGUCCAGCCGGAUCCCUGAGGACGCACCUCCCGGUACCGUGGUAGCGCUAAUGGGGAUGACGGACCUGGACUCGGGUGUGAACGGACAGGUAGUCUGUUCUUUACCGAAGGAUUUACCGUUUGAUCUGAAGCCUUCUCCCGAUGGGCAUUUCUAUUCGUUAGUCACGAAUGCAUUCCUUGAUAAAGAGUCUGUGGCUCGGUAUGAUAUUACCAUCACGGCUAAAGACUUAGGAACAACUCCUUUGACAUCAACUAAAGUCAUUCAAGUGGAGGUAGUAGAUGUUAACGAUAACAAUCCACGUUUCACUGAAAACCCUUACACAUUUUAUGUAGUUGAAAACAAUAAACCCGGCAUGCCUAUUUUCUCUGUAAGCGCUUCUGAUUUUGAUGAAGGAGAAAAUGCAGCCAUUACAUAUUCACUGGACCGUGGGAGCACUGGACAAAGCGUGAAUUCCUUCCUAAACAUAAAUGAAGGCAACGGUAACAUUUAUGCACUAAAGAGCUUUGACUUUGAAACCCUCAAAUCAUUCCAGUUUCACAUCAUUGCCCAGGACUCUGGAACUCCGUCACUAAGCAGCAACGUCACAAUAAACGUGUUCAUUCUGGAUCAGAACGACAACGCUCCAGUGAUCUUGUAUCCAGUCAGAGCUAACGGUUCCACUGAAGGUGUGGAGGAGAUUCCCCGCAAUGUGAACGCAGGCCAUUUGGUGACUAAAGUGAGAGCCUAUGACGCUGAUAUAGGAUAUAACGGCUGGUUAUUAUUUUCACUGCAGGAAGUUACUGACCACAGUCUCUUUGCUUUGGACCGUUAUACAGGACAGAUAAGGACACUUCGGUCAUUCACAGAGACCGACGAGGCUGAGCAUAAACUGGUCAUACUGGUAAAAGACAAUGGGAACGUUUCACUCUCAGCAACAGCUACUGUGAUUAUCAACGUUGUGGAGCCCAAAGAGGCUUUUGCAGCUUCUGAUGUUAAAAGCGCAGUAAAAGACGAGGAGGAGAACAGCGUUACAUUUUAUUUGAUCAUCACUUUGGGGUCAGUUUCAGCACUUUUUAUCAUCAGUAUCAUCGUGUUGAUUAUAAUGCAGUGCUCCAAAGCCCCAGACGAUUCCUCCAAGUAUUUACAAGAUGUGAAUUACGACGGGACACUGUGCCACAGCAUCCAGUACAGAUCCGGAGACAAACGGUACAUGUUAGUUGGACCCAGAAUGAGUAUAGGUUCUACUAUAGUCCCGGGCAGCAAUGGGAAUACUCUAGUGGUACCUGACCACAGGAGAAGAGCUUCUGGAGAGGUAAGAACUGUCUUUAUCCGUUACUGCCUAUUUAGUCGGAGAAAGAGACAUAUUUUGAGUGAAUGUGUGUGCUCGCAUAUUGUCGUCUGUGCGUAAUGUCCAUACGCAAACUCGCUG
Molecule: messenger RNA, 2666 nt
Organism: Salvelinus fontinalis (brook trout)
Lineage: Eukaryota; Metazoa; Chordata; Actinopteri; Salmoniformes; Salmonidae
Product: protocadherin beta-6-like
Exons: 1
Coding region: 189-2645 (818 amino acids)
Biological process (GO): homophilic cell-cell adhesion
Cellular component (GO): plasma membrane
Molecular function (GO): calcium ion binding
Source: RefSeq, a predicted model, not a curated record